GCGCUAAACCAGAGAACGAUUUGCGAUUCAGAUUCAUUACUUUUCUCCGACGACACAAGUACCCGUCAAAUCCGAAACCCGAUCUGGUUGAUUUGGAUUUUUAUGGCGACGAGGAACCGAACGACGGUGUACAGGAAACACAGAGAUGCGUGUAAGAGCGCGCGUGCUCCUUUGUCUGAUUCUUUCGGUGGUCCGGUGAUCGAAAUGGUUAGCGGCUCUUUUGCUCGGUCCAAUCACUCUUCCUACGCUCCUUUGAGUACCAAUGAUCCUGGUCCUUCAAGUAGCGAUGAUGCCUUUACAAUUGGUCUGCCACCAGCUUGGGUGGAUGACUCGGAGGAGAUCACUUUUAAUAUACAGAAGGUGAGAGACAAGAUGGGUGAACUAGCUAAGGCUCAUUCAAAAGCUCUCAUGCCUACGUUUGGAGAUAACAGAGGGGAUCAGCGCGUAGUGGAGAUGCUCACUCAUGAAAUCACAGAUCUGUUAAGGAAGUCAGAGAAGAGAUUGCACAAUUUAUCUACUAGAGGAGGGCCUUCACAAGAAUCUAAUCUCAGGAAAAAUGUGCAGCGUUCUCUUGCAACAGAUCUUCAGAGCCUCUCCAUGGAGCUCCGCAGAAAACAGUCUACUUAUUUAAAACGUCUCCAGCAGCAGAAAGAGGGUCAGGAUGGAGUAGAUUUGGAGUUCAACAUGAAUGGAAAGAUGUCAAGACUGGAUGAAGACGAAGAACUUGGUGGCAUGGGUUUUGAUGAACAUCAGACAGUGAAGUUGAAGGAAGGGCAACAUGUGUCAGCGGAAAGAGAAAGAGAAAUACAGCAGGUAUUGGGGUCAGUGAAUGACCUUGCACAGAUAAUGAAAGACUUAUCAGCUCUUGUGAUCGAUCAGGGCACAAUAGUUGAUCGGAUAGACUACAAUAUCCAAAAUGUUUCUUCAUCGGUUGAAGAAGGCUAUAAGCAACUACAGAAGGCGGAGAGAACACAAAGGGAAGGAGCAAUGGUGAAAUGUGCGACGAUACUCCUUAUACUUUGCCUUAUAAUGAUUGUACUUUUAAUUCUCAAGAAUGUAUUGUUUUAGAUCAUAUACGUUUCAUAUUUUUUUCUGAAAGAACAGCUGGCCGUUUGUUAUAACGAACCAUGCUUUUUUUUCUUGUUGGAAGCUUUAGGAACAGCUAAAUAAUACGAAAUCAAGAUUGCAAGA
Molecule: messenger RNA, 1191 nt
Organism: Raphanus sativus (radish)
Lineage: Eukaryota; Viridiplantae; Streptophyta; Magnoliopsida; Brassicales; Brassicaceae
Product: syntaxin-42
Exons: 8
Coding region: 103-1068 (321 amino acids)
Biological process (GO): intracellular protein transport; vesicle-mediated transport; vesicle fusion
Cellular component (GO): endomembrane system; SNARE complex; membrane
Molecular function (GO): SNARE binding; SNAP receptor activity
Source: RefSeq, a predicted model, not a curated record